AUGAUUCAUACUUGGACUGAAUGUGAUACAAAAAAAGCAUUACUUAGCGCUCUCGUUCCAGCUGGUGUCAGUGCAUUUACUGCUUACUCUGUCUUUAAAGAUAAAAGUGUUGAAGAAUUUUUAAAAUCAACAUGUGAAUGUAAAUGUGUUCCAAAAGAUCCAGUUGUCUACAGUGCUUUAGACGUCCUGACCUUUACUCCAAUGGGUUAUGCUGCAUACAUGGUUUUCAAGCAUGGAGGUGGAUUUGACUACAAUGAUACAAAAGUAGCCAUGGCUCUUUAUGGAUGUACAUUAGCUUCAUGGUUAGGAUUUAUUCCAGUAUCCAAGAAAAAGGACAGAAAAUUACUUUUUGGUUAUGGUGCUUUACAUAGCGCUUUAGCUAUUGGUACUUGUUAUGCUUUUUAUCAAAUUGACAACGUUGCCGGAAAACUUUGUGUUCCUGUUGCUCUUUUGACAAGUAUCUAUACACUUAUGUCUUAUGGAGGAUACAGAAAAUUUUGUAGUAACUAA
This is a messenger RNA of Strongyloides ratti, 510 nucleotides long. RefSeq names its product TspO/MBR-related protein family-containing protein. The transcript has 2 exons. Bases 1 to 510 code for a protein of 169 amino acids. The record is from RefSeq and is a predicted model, not a curated record. NCBI's taxonomy places the organism in Eukaryota, Metazoa, Nematoda, Chromadorea, Rhabditida, Strongyloididae. Gene Ontology annotation, cellular component: mitochondrial outer membrane.